Ectocarpus siliculosus is the source of this 1749-nucleotide messenger RNA. Lineage: Eukaryota; Phaeophyceae; Ectocarpales; Ectocarpaceae. The record is from the annotation of a GenBank genome assembly.
CGCGACCAGCUCUACGCCCGAGGCCAGACUGGCGUACGGUGACUCUUCUUGCAGUCACCCUGCAUCCCGCCAUGUCCUUCUAUACCAUGUCGCCGGCAGUGGUCCGACGAACCGGCUUCCCCACUACGGUAGUCCCGUCAGCAGGCGCUGCGGGGGCUGCAGCAGGUGGAGGCGUGACGGGCAUAGCAGCCGGGCGCCAGGACAUGUUGGGCGUGAACGGUGUGGACGUGCUUCAACCGGAGUCGAGCGAGGACCUCGAGGAAGAGCCAUCGUCGUCGUUGUCACCAGAUAUUGCUGCUUUGAACAAUAGCGGUAGCAACGCUAACAACGGCGGUAGGACUAAUAGGGUACGAGCCGCAGCUGCAAAGGACAGGGCCGCAGCAGCCACAGCUGCUGCCACCACUGCAGACGCAAGAAAUAGACAACCAACACGGAGUCUAGAAAGCGUGCGGGGGUCGCUGAUCCGACAGGAGGAGACGAUUAUUUUUGCGCUGAUCGAGAGGGAGCAAUUCCGCUGCAACAAUGCCAUCUACACUGAUCGGACCUUCCGGGUGAACCGCAGUGAUGCAGCGGACAUCUACGGCCGAGAUGCGAGCUUCUUGGAGUACAUGUUGAGUGAGACGGAGAAACUGCACGCGACAGUGAGGCGUUACAUGAGCCUCGAAGAGCUUGCCUUUUUCCCGAUGUUUCUGCCCGAGCCGAUUUUGCCGCCACUUGACUUCCCUCGACUACUGGCACCAAACGACGUCAACGUAAACGACCAGAUUCUCAAGCGGUACGUGUCGGAGAUCGUCCCGAUGAUUUGCGAGCCGGGAGACGACGACCAGCACGGCUCGUCCGUCGUGUGUGACGUCAACGCGCUGCAGGCUCUCAGUCGUAGGGUUCAUCUCGGCAAGUUCGUCGCCGAGAGCAAGUUUCAGGAGGACAGCAAAACUUACCAGGACCUUUGCCGGGCGGGAGACGCGCGCGGUGUGUUGGAGCUACUGACCAACAAGGCCGUGGAGGAAAAGGUGCUUAAGCGGGCCUUCAUGAAGGCGUCUACGUACGGCAGCGACAUCAACGACGUGCCCGUCUCAACCGAGGACGCGAAGGGCGGUGACGGCGCAGCCAAGGCGGAGCAAAACUUCAAGGUCAACCCGCAGUUCAUCGUUGACAUCUACCGGGACACGGUGAUUCCGCUCACGAAGGACGUGGAGAUUCUCUACCUUUUCCAGAGAACGGGCUACCCGUGCCCAUCGUUGGAGGGGAUACACGACAUAUGAAUUGUGCGGUCGUGUCUCGACGUGACGCUUGUCUGCAGAAAUCUGUCCGGCCUCUUGCAGCACACCCAAUCACCGUCCCGAUACGAUUUUGUGUUGCUCUCGCGAGAGCCUAGUAGUAUGUUUACAAGGUAUUUCGGCUUCGCCGCCCCGCUCGUAGAUCAAGUGCAAGAUACGUGAUGUGUGCCAUUCACCCAUGUGUACAUGCCCACCCCGACGUGUAUUAAGCGAGCAUUUUUCCAGAAUGGGCAUAUACAGGGGGGUGAAGGCUGAUAGCGUGGGAGACGAGGGUGUGUUAGGCGGUAGCUGGGAAGGGGGAGAGAGACUCAAUUACGUAGAAAUCUGUCUGUGACUUAGACCCGAGCGCCGACGCAAACUGUUAGUGUGUUCGUGAGGGGGGCUAGACAACUACGGGAUACAUGUAUAGAGAUUGAACAGCACAACGUGCAACAGCCAGGAGGAAGCCAUGGCCAAUCGGACUUGAAUGGGU